UGUGUGGCCAAGUAUAACUUCCCAGGUGCUACAGAGCAGGACCUGCCCUUCUGCAAAGGAGAUGUCCUCACCAUCAUCGGCGUCACCAAGAUGGACCUCGGUUUGGGUUCCUGGGCUUCCUUGCCCAUUUAGUCCACACGUUUCCCAGUGCGGCCCAUGCGUUUCCCAGUAGGAUUCAUGUACUUCAACUUCAUCAUCUUUAAGCCGUUUCGUCACGGCUUGGGAGAGACGCUCCGGACCGCUGUCCUGCCCUGCUGGGCGACUCCGCUUCCUGGCUGUUCCUUCAGUGUUUCCACAUAAUCCUCCUCCCUCGGGCUGUUCCAGCAUGGCACUGGAGACAUGACUCCUCCCACAAGCCUUUUCUCAUUCCACUUAGUUCCUAUAACUUUCAACAACAACAUAAAACAACAGUAUAGCAAAAAAGCCCCUGUUUAAGACAGCAUGCAUAAAACACAUCCCUUAUCUGUUCGGUCGUCUGAUGGGAUGAAGUGAAUAUUUGUACCCGUUUGUCGUCAUUAAGGGCCUUCUGUAACAUGCCGGAUGGAAGAAAAGGAAAAUCAGAGCACAGCCAUUUUCUUUUGUCUCAUGUCCAACCGGAGCCUCGUCCUCUGGGUUGAAAGCUUCAUCUGCCGAUCGUUAUGACACGACCCAAACUGGUACAAAGCCAAGAACACGGCGGGCCAGGAGGGCACAAUCCCGGCCAACUACGUCCAGAAGCGGCAGGGGGUGAAAUCAGGGAGCAAGUUGAGCCUGAUGCCAUGGUUCCACGGCAAGAUCACGCGGGACCAGGCAGAGCGGCUGCUGUACCCACCCGAGACGGGCCUGUUCCUGGUGCGUGAGAGCACCAACUACCCUGGCGACUACACGCUGUGCAUGAGCUGCGAGGGCAAGGUGGAGCACUACCGCAUAAUCUACCACAACGGCAAGCUCUCCAUCGACGAGGAGGAGUACUUCGAGAACCUCAUGCAGCUUGUGGAACAUUACACCAAAGAUGCCGACGGUCUGUGUACUCGCCUGAUCAAGCCCAAACUGAUGGAGGGAACCGUGGCAGCACAGGACGAGUUCUCUCGCAGUGGCUGGGCUCUGAACAGGAAGGACCUGAAACUCAUUCAGACCAUCGGUAAAGGAGAGUUUGGAGAUGUAAUGGUGGGAGACUACAGAGGGACCAAGGUAGCGGUGAAGUGCAUCAAACACGACGCCACAGCACAGGCCUUCAUUGCCGAGGCUUCCGUCAUGACGCAGCUCAGACACACUAACCUGGUGCAGUUGCUGGGUGUGAUCGUGGAGGAACAUGGAAGCCUCUUCAUUGUCACGGAGUACAUGGCCAAGGGCAGUCUAGUGGACUAUCUUCGUUCGCGGGGCCGCACCGUGCUGGGCGGGGAGUGCCUGCUCAAGUUCUCUCUCGACGUUUGCGAGGCGAUGGAGUACCUCGAGAACAACAACUUCGUGCACCGCGACCUGGCGGCGCGCAACGUGCUCGUCUCCGAGGACAACAUCGCCAAGGUCAGCGACUUCGGCCUCACCAAGGAGGCCUCGUCCACACAGGACACGGCCAAGCUGCCUGUCAAAUGGACAUCCCCUGAGGCGCUUCGAGAGAAGAGGUUUUCCACCAAGUCCGAUGUGUGGAGUUACGGCGUCCUGCUCUGGGAGAUCUACUCCUUCGGCCGCGUGCCUUACCCCAGAAUCCCACUGAAGGAGGUGGUGCCGAGGGUGGAGCGGGGCUACAAGAUGGACCCGCCGGACGGCUGCCCCGCCGUGGUCUACGACCUCAUGAAGCAGUGCUGGGGCCUGGAGCCGGCCACGCGGCCCUCCUUCCGCACGCUGCGCGAGAAACUGCAGCAUAUCCGGGCCAAAGAACUCUACCUGUAAGCUCCACCCCCCGGGCGGGGCCACGCCACACGGUUAUGCGUAGGAGGCGGGGGAGGAGGAGCUGAGAACAGACCUUGAACCAAUGGGCUUCGGAGUUUCCCCUCCGUCUCUCUCUCAUUGGAUUUUUUUUUGGGGGGGGGGACUUUUCAUCUGGACCCGCGCAGCAGCUUCCGUAAGGAGGACUUUAAUAAACACGUGUGCAUGUGCGCGCAUGAACGCCUUUUUUUGUUUGUUUUUGUUUUGUUUUACCUUGCUUUUUCGGUUCUUUCUCCAUAACAAAAUGGCGAUGGCUUUCUUGCUGUCUUCCUAUCCCAUUCUUUCUCUCUCUCUCUCUCUCUCUCUCGCUUGCUCGCUCGCUCUCUCUCCUGUCACUCUGUCCCUUUCAGCAUGACAUUAAUGAGGGGAAGGCUGGCCUUCUCUCCAGUGUUUUGUCAGAUGCUUCUCUCUCUCUCUCUCUCUCUCACUCACCUUCAGACUUCUCUCUUCAUCUGGUGUAAUGUGGCACAGGUUCUGGCUUCAUCCCUCCCCUCAGUAGUGUGUGUGCAUGUGAAGUGUGCUUGGGUGUGGGUGGGUGUGUGUGUGUGUGUGUGUGUGUGUGUGUGUGUGUGUGUGUGUGUGUGUGUGUGUGUGUGAGAGAGAGAGAGAGAGAGGUGUUUGCUCUGUGCCAAAGUGCCUCCAGAUGGCAGAAUUGAUGUGUCUCGUUUCCGCUGCCACACACUCGUUUAGCUUUUGUUUGAUUUUUGUUGUUGUUGUUGUUGUUGUUUAUUUGUUUGUGGGUGUGUUUUUUUGUUUUUUAAAUGCCUUUUUUAAACCAGUUGUUCUUGUUGUCAAUUUGUAUGUUUGCUUGUAUCAUCUCCCUCCAGAAUAGGUCUGUCUGUCAACGUCAGGAAUAACAGCAAAGAUCUGGAACACUGCACACACCAACACGCACACAGAUGCACGUACACACACACACACACACACACACACACACACACUUUUACACGUGCAGUUCCCAUCUGAGCUCAACCGCGCCAGCCAAAACAGGGCACACAAUUCUCCCAUGAACCCUUGGGGUGCGGGACAGGUCAGGACAUGGACGAGUCUUUCUUUUAUAUUAAAAUAUAUUUAAAGGACUGAAGGAAAAAGACGAAGAAAAACAAACUUACAAUGGCAAGAAAACAAA
This is a messenger RNA of Electrophorus electricus (electric eel), 3034 nucleotides long. NCBI's taxonomy places the organism in Eukaryota, Metazoa, Chordata, Actinopteri, Gymnotiformes, Gymnotidae. The record is from RefSeq and is a predicted model, not a curated record.